AUAUAUAUCUUAAAUAGGAACAAAACUAAAAGUAAUAGCUUUACUAUAAUGCCUAAUAAGGACCUAGAUUAUAGUGGCUUUCUUAUACCUAUUAUUAUCUUAGUAAGGAUAAUAAUUACUAAGGUAACUUUUUAUUUUAUCUUUAAGUAG
Molecule: messenger RNA, 150 nt
Organism: Fusarium redolens
Lineage: Eukaryota; Fungi; Ascomycota; Sordariomycetes; Hypocreales; Nectriaceae
Exons: 1
Source: RefSeq, a predicted model, not a curated record